Photinus pyralis (common eastern firefly) is the source of this 1676-nucleotide messenger RNA. RefSeq names its product protein shifted-like. The transcript has 7 exons. Gene Ontology annotation, cellular component: cell surface; extracellular region. Gene Ontology annotation, biological process: anatomical structure development. The coding region runs from base 288 to 1349 and encodes 353 amino acids. The record is from RefSeq and is a predicted model, not a curated record. NCBI's taxonomy places the organism in Eukaryota, Metazoa, Arthropoda, Insecta, Coleoptera, Lampyridae. Gene Ontology annotation, molecular function: signaling receptor binding.
UAUCGGUUACGUUGGAAACCCUGCUCAGCUUCUACUAAAAAAUUCUUGUCAAGUAACCAUAGAAAUAUUAUGGCCUUAACUUGUUUUUGUUUCUCCAGUCCUAAGUAGUUCAGCUUUAAAUACGUAAAUGAGAAGUAUAUUCAUGGUGUAAUUAUUGGGCAAAUUAGGAGUUCACUUAUAAUUUCAACGCAACGACUUUACAUGACAACAAGCACAUAGGCGUACGUAGAACCGUUACCUGAACUCAAAUUGUACACUCGUGGCAUUUGCAAAAAGGGAGCUAUAAAAUGUUGGAAUUACGGUAUGCCAGUUGUCAGGUAUUUGUUAUUUUAAUUCUGCUUGUAAACGCGAUACCGAGACAUAACAGAAAUGAUCACAAAAACGAUCCUCGAAAUAAUGGCGAUUUGGCUCUAUGGAUCGAUGAGAAACAAGUAAAAAUGUUUAGCGGUAUGGCGAUGGAAAUCUACGCAAUUGUAAAUGGUAAUGUUUUACCUUACAUUUUGGAUCCGAACUUUGAAAAAUACCUACCAGUUAUACCAGCAGAAGUAGGAUAUGUUAAUUUCACAUGGAAAUCAGGAGUGAAGAAGUAUUAUUAUCAUUUUGAUCGCUUGCAAUCAUUUGAUGAGAGUAUUUUAGAACCACCUGUUUUGUCAAUUAAAACGAAAGGUAGAGUUCCUAAGCGACCUAAAGAAUUUAGCAUAUUUCUACCAUGCUUGGGAAAUAGUUCAGGAAUUGCCAUAUUUGGUAUCGGCUUGUUGAUUGAAACUAGAAAGGGCAAACCCUUAAAUGGGACACCUUUAAGACUCAAAUUGAGGAAAGAAUGCUCUCAAAGAAAUCCAGAUCCGGAAUGCCAUAAAAAAUGUGCGAAUAAUGGCUGGUGUAAUCAUGAAAGAAUAUGCCAGUGUACAGAAGGAUAUAUGGGACCUUAUUGCCGUACUGCUUUGUGCUACCCGCAAUGCAUGAAUGGAGGUAAUUGCACAUCUCCCGGAAUUUGCAGUUGCCCUGAGGGUUUUCAAGGACGACAUUGUGAAGGAGGUAUCUGUGGCGAGAAAUGUUUAAACGGCGGAAAAUGUGUACAAAAAGAUACUUGCGAAUGUUCGAAAGGUUAUUACGGUCUUCAUUGCGAAUACUCAAAAUGCAUAAUUCCUUGCUUAAAUGGUGGAAAGUGUAAAGGUGUAAACAAAUGCAAGUGUCCGAAUGGUUUUAGAGGUGACCACUGCGAGAUUGGGCGCGUCAAACCUCACAGGAGUAUUUGCAAGGUGUCCUGCAGACACGGUACAUGUAUUGAUAGUACAUGUGUUUGUGAACCGGGAUGGUACGGAAGAUUAUGUCAUCAUAUGCAAAUGUAGCAUAUGAUAUUUUCAAGGGACUGCUGCACAAGUUCAUAUUGUAUUGGACUGACUAUGUACUAUGGAGAGCUACACCGAAGUGCCGUUUUUAUGUGAAUACCGCUUCAACUUUGAUUUUUGCUCAUAUAUUUUAUAUGCGUGAUAUACUUUAUAUAGACAGAUGUAAAUUCAAGCUAGGGCGCUUAUAUAUUUUUGUAUUUGAUUGUAUUUAAUAAUGCUUAGAUCUCGCUUAAUAACCAAUGCAAUAUCUUAUAGUGCUAUUUUAUUCAUGUGAUAAAUAUAUUUUUAUACAGAAACAUAUACAAAAUAUAUUUUAUUUAUAUGUAU